This is a messenger RNA of Equus quagga, 5904 nucleotides long. RefSeq names its product zinc finger MYM-type containing 3 (gene ZMYM3). The transcript has 25 exons. The record is from RefSeq and is a predicted model, not a curated record. Bases 496 to 4620 code for a protein of 1374 amino acids. Lineage: Eukaryota; Metazoa; Chordata; Mammalia; Perissodactyla; Equidae. Gene Ontology annotation, molecular function: zinc ion binding.
UGUGAAGGGGCCAGACUCUUGAACCAGGUAAGGGAAGCAGGUGCGUAGAUCUGCUUUUUGUGGGUUAGUGUACUCGGCCCUUCGGUGGAAAGGGGGUGCCGCCUCUCCCGGGGGCAGGCUUGAAGGCUCCAGAGGCUAUCUUUUCCUCCUCAACUAACGGGGCCCCGGGCGGGGGCUCAAGCUCCAUCUCCAACGACUGUGCUCCACUCCGCAAUUUCCAGGCGGCCACUGGGCUGGGAGUCUCGCGCCGGGGGCCGGCGCUGUCUCGCGAGCCCCCUCCUCGAGCCAGCCAAUGGGGUUGGUUGCUGGCGCCGCCCGCCCGCCUGCUGCAGAGCGCUGGGCGCUGUGAGCGGCGCUGCCAUUUAAAGGGGCCGCGACCCCUGUCCCGGCUGCUAGGGAGGGAGGUGGAGAAGGAGCGCGGGGCCGUCGCUGUCUGCAGUUCUAGGCUUGUAGCCGUUACACUAACCCUGCCUCAGCCCAUAUCCAGUCAUCCUCAUGGACCCCAGUGAUUUCCCCAGUCCGUUUGACCCAUUGGCCCUGCCAGAGAAGCCCCUGGCUGGAGACCUUCCAGUAGACAUGGAAUUUGGAGAGGAUCUACUGGAAUCCCAGACUGCCCCAACUCGAGGAUGGGCCCCCCCUGGCCCUUCUCCAUCCUCAGGAGCCCUGGACCUGCUUGAUACUCCUGCUGGCCUGGAGAAAGACCCUGGAGUCCUGGAUGGAGCCACUGAGCUGCUGGGGCUGGGGGGGCUGCUCUAUAAAGCCCCCUCCCCCCCAGAGGUGGACCAUGGUCCUGAGGGGACCCUUGCAUGGGAUACAGGCGAUCAGACCCUAGAACCUGGACCAGGGGGCCAGACCCCUGAGGUGGUGCCACCUGACCCAGGGGCUGGGGCAAAUCCCUCUUCACCAGAGGGGUUACUAGAGCCUUUGGCCCCAGAUUCUCCAAUAACCUUGCAGUCCCCACAUAUUGAAGAGGAAGAGACCACCUCCGUAGCUACAGGGAGAAGGGGCUCCCCUGGGCAGGAGGAGGAGCUUCCCCAAGGGCAGCCACAGAGCCCAAAUGGCCCCCCCAGCCCUUCACUGGGAGAGGCUUUGGGGGAUGGAAUGAACAGUUCUCAGACCAAACCUGGGGGUCCUAGCCCCCCUGCACACCCUUCCUUGCCAGGAGAUGGCCUGACUGGGAAGGCGAGUGAGAAGCCGCCUGAAAGGGUACAGAAGAGAAGCGAGCGCGUUAGAAGAGUAGAGCCUCCAAAACCUGAGGUUGUGGAUUCCACUGAGAGCAUUCCAGUGUCAGAUGAGGAUUCUGAUGCCAUGGUAGAUGACCCCAACGAUGAGGACUUUGUGCCAUUCCGACCCCGGCGCUCUCCUCGCAUGUCCCUACGCUCAAGUGUGGCACAAAGGGCUGGGCGCUCUUCGGUAGGCACCAAGAUGACUUGUGCACAUUGCCGGACACCACUGCAGAAGGGGCAGACGGCCUACCAGCGCAAGGGGCUGCCUCAGCUCUUCUGUUCUUCAUCGUGUCUCACCACUUUCUCCAAGAAGCCCUCGGGCAAAAAGACCUGUACCUUUUGCAAGAAGGAGAUCUGGAACACCAAGGACUCGGUUGUGGCGCAGACUGGUUCAGGAGGCUCCUUCCAUGAGUUCUGCACAUCUGUCUGCCUCUCCCUGUAUGAGGCCCAGCAGCAGCGCCCGAUCCCCCAGUCUGGGGAUCCUGCCGAUGCCACUCGCUGCAGCAUUUGCCAGAAGACUGGAGAGGUCCUGCACGAGGUCAGCAAUGGCAGCGUGGUGCACCGGCUCUGCAGCGAUUCUUGCUUCUCCAAAUUCCGGGCCAACAAGGGACUGAAAACCAACUGUUGUGACCAGUGCGGGGCUUACAUCUACACCAAGACCGGGAGCCCUGGGCCCGAGCUCCUCUUCCACGAGGGCCAACAAAAGCGGUUCUGCAACACAACCUGCUUGGGGGCGUACAAGAAGAAAAACACACGUGUGUACCCAUGUGUCUGGUGCAAGACCCUGUGUAAGAACUUUGAGAUGCUAUCACAUGUGGAUCGUAAUGGCAAGACCAGCUUGUUCUGUUCCCUGUGCUGCACCACCUCUUACAAAGUGAAGCAGGCAGGGCUCACCGGCCCUCCCCGACCCUGCAGCUUCUGCCGCCGCAGCCUCUCUGACCCCUGUUACUACAACAAGGUUGAUCGCACAGUCUACCAAUUCUGCAGCCCCAGCUGCUGGACCAAGUUCCAGCGCACAAGCCCUGAGGGGGGCAUUCACCUGAGCUGUCACUACUGCCACAGCCUCUUCAGUGGCAAGCCUGAGGUCUUGGACUGGCAGGACCAGGUGUUCCAAUUCUGCUGCCGCGAUUGCUGUGAGGACUUCAAGCGGCUUCGGGGUGUGGUGUCCCAGUGUGAGCAUUGCCGGCAGGAGAAGCUCCUGCAUGAGAAACUCCGAUUCAGUGGGGUAGAGAAGAGCUUCUGCAGCGAAGGCUGUGUGCUGCUGUACAAACAGGACUUCACUAAGAAGCUGGGAUUGUGCUGUAUCACUUGUACUUACUGCUCCCAGACCUGCCAGCGCGGAGUCACUGAGCAACUGGACGGCAGCACCUGGGACUUCUGCAGCGAGGACUGUAAGAGCAAGUACCUGCUGUGGUACUGCAAGGCUGCCCGGUGCCAUGCCUGUAAGCGCCAGGGGAAGCUGCUGGAGACCAUCCACUGGCGUGGGCAGAUCCGUCAUUUCUGCAACCAACAGUGUCUGCUGCGCUUCUACAGCCAGCAGAACCAACCCAACUUGGAUACCCAGAGUGGGCCUGAGAGCCUCCUGAACAGUCAGUCUCCUGAAUCAAAGCCCCAGACACCCUCUCAAACCAAAGUGGAGAAUAGCAACACCGUGAAGACUCCAGAGGAAAAUGGGAAUCUGGGCAAGAUCCCUGUGAAGACCCGAUCUGCUCCCACUGCUCCCACCCCUCCUCCACCCCCACCGCCCCCAGCAACACCCCGCAAAAAUAAAGCUGCCAUGUGUAAGCCACUGAUGCAGAAUCGGGGGAUCUCCUGCAAAGUGGAGAUGAAAUCCAAAGGGAGUCAGACAGCAGAAGAGUGGAAGCCACAGGUGAUCGUGCUGCCCAUCCCAGUGCCCAUCUUUGUGCCAGUGCCUAUGCAUCUAUACUGCCAGAAAGUCCCGGUGCCUUUCUCAAUGCCUAUCCCGGUGCCUGUGCCCAUGUUCCUGCCCACUACCUUGGAGAGCACAGACAAGAUUGUGGAGACUAUUGAGGAGCUGAAGGUGAAGAUCCCUUCCAACCCCUUGGAGGCCGACAUCCUGGCUAUGGCAGAAAUGAUUGCAGAAGCUGAAGAGUUAGACAAGGCCUCAUCUGACCUUUGUGAUCUUGUGAGCAACCAGAGUGCAGAGGGACUUCUGGAAGACUGCGACCUGUUUGGACCGGCUCGAGAUGAUGUCCUGGCCAUGGCUGUCAAGAUGGCCAAUGUCUUAGAUGAGCCUGGGCAAGACUUGGAGGCGGAUUUCCCCAAGAAUCCUUUGGACAUUAACCCCAGCGUAGACUUCCUCUUUGAUUGUGGCCUGGUAGGGCCUGAGGAUGUGUCUACUGAACAAGACCUACCCCGAACCAUGAGGAAGGGUCAAAAGCGACUGGUGCUGUCGGAGAGCUGUUCCCGGGACUCCAUGAGCAGCCAGCCUAGCUGUACUGGACUCAACUAUUCCUAUGGCGUCAAUGCUUGGAAGUGCUGGGUGCAGUCAAAAUACGCCAAUGGAGAAACCAGCAAGGGUGAUGAGCUGCGCUUUGGCCCCAAACCUAUGCGUAUCAAAGAGGAUAUUCUGGCCUGCUCAGCUGCUGAGCUCAACUAUGGUCUGGCCCAGUUUGUGAGAGAAAUCACUCGACCCAACGGCGAACGAUAUGAACCUGACAGUAUCUACUACCUGUGUCUUGGCAUCCAACAGUACUUGCUGGAAAAUAACCGAAUGGUGAACAUUUUCACGGACCUUUACUACCUGACUUUCGUUCAAGAACUCAACAAGUCUCUGAGUACCUGGCAGCCCACACUCCUCCCCAACAAUACCGUGUUCUCCCGAGUGGAGGAGGAGCACCUCUGGGAGUGUAAGCAGCUGGGAGUCUACUCGCCCUUUGUCCUUCUCAACACCCUCAUGUUCUUCAACACUAAGUUUUUUGGGCUGCAGACAGCUGAGGAACACAUGCAGCUCUCCUUCACCAAUGUGGUGCGGCAGUCCCGCAAGUGUACCACCCCUCGGGGCACCACCAAGGUGGUGAGCAUCCGCUACUACGCCCCAGUUCGCCAGAGGAAAGGGCGAGACACGGGUCCUGGGAAACGGAAGAGAGAAGAUGAAGCCCCUAUCUUAGAGCAGCGUGAGAACCGCAUGAAUCCCCUUCGCUGCCCUGUCAAGUUCUAUGAAUUCUAUCUCUCAAAAUGUCCUGAAAGCCUCCGGACUCGCAACGAUGUGUUCUACCUGCAACCUGAGCGGUCCUGCAUCGCUGAGUCACCUCUCUGGUACUCUGUGAUCCCCAUGGACCGCAGCAUGUUGGAGAGUAUGCUCAAUCGCAUUCUGGCUGUGCGUGAGAUAUACGAGGAGCUGGGUCGUCCUGGGGAGGAAGACCUGGACUGAGCCCAUGUGCUAUCCGUAUCCAUCUUUCACACCGGUGUCUGUCCUGUGGCCACAUCCCACAGGGCAACUGGUCCAGGAACCAAUGCUACUCAUUCUGAAGGGCCCUGACUGCCCUUUUCUACUCAUCCAUUCCCUGCCUUCCCUAGGAACCCCUGGCUUUUACCUUCUUCCGUACCACUUGACAACCACGGGGCCCCAGUCCUCUGUAUUCAAGGGCUGGUCUCCCAGUGAUGGGCAAAAGCCAGCUAGGCCAUUUUCUUUAUGCUUCAGAGUAAGCCCCUUCUCCUGGGGCCAGACUCUGGGUAGAGUGUUAAUAGCUCUGGUGAUCCUGUUGGCUUUGGGUUUCCUGACCCACCUCACAUAGGUAAAGCCCCUUGUUCCUAGGUUUGGCCAAGGGAAGAACCCAGCUGCCUUCUCUGCCCUGUGCCCACUCCCUUCUUUACUCUUCCCCAGCAUCACACUCAAGAGUCUUGUAUGAAAGAUACGAAAGAAACUAUGGAAUUAACGAGGGGACCAUUUACCUAAAACACAGAGCUUAGACACUCUUCCCCUCCUGUGAGAUAACUGGUUGUUGGAACCCCCUUGCCACCUUGUUCCCCCUCCCCACUCCUGCAAGCACCAACCCUUGGUGCUGCAAUUAAAAAACUUCCAAAUGCUUUCUUUUCCUCAAAGGCAGAGAAUGACUCUAAGUAUGGGAAGCAGACUCCUGUCCCCUUGGUUUAUGUGUUUGUCUCUCUCUGCCAUCUUAGGUUGGCAUGAGCCAUGGUGUCAACAUGCUUAGCCCCUUUCUGUAACUGCCUCCCUUUAGUUCAAUGGACAGAGUUCCCAAGGCAAAAACUACCUUCUGACUUGGGUUGGGGCUGGGUUCCCCGCUCUCGUUCUUCCCCCAUCAUAAGAGCCAGGCCAAGCCUGUGGGGGCCCUGGGUCAUGCAGGAUGGGAUCUGUGGUCAAAAGAUAGGUGAGGAGCUGUGGGCAUGGGUCUGCCCCAAUUGCCUACAUUUUCUCUCUUCCCCAUCUUGCCUUUGUAGUUCCAGACAACUAUUAGAGUCCGGCAAAGGGGGUACCCAGUUCUUUCCCUGUUGGCUUUGCUGUUCCCCAGCCUCCUUUUUGUGUUUCUAUAACUGUCACCAGUUUAGCCACUGUUUAAAUUGUAUAUAUUGUCCUGAGGCGCCUGGCCUGUCCCUUCAGUGAGCCAUGCCCGCCCUUGUGUUCUAGUGAGAAGCUGUUGUCACGACUAACCUUCUGUCUCUGGAAUUGUUUGUUUCAAAUAAAGAGUUAAAAUAG